AUGUCGGCUCAAUUCGCUGCUAGCGAUCCUGGCAGCAAAGAAGGCUUAGCCGGAGACAAACUCAGACGACAAGCCUCGCUGGCAGCACCAAGCUUCGGAGCAACCGCAGCAGAUGACCAGAUUGUCCCCUCUGAACGUAUAGAGACAGAGUUUCAGAACCACCAUUCCCUUCUCAUCCAGUUGCUAAGGAUGAUCUCGCAUGGCGAAGACAAGGAUGUGUCCCGCAUUUUUUCCGUCAUCCGCUCGGGCGCAUCCCAUCGCCAGAUCUUUGACUUUAUCAAACAACAACCCGACAACCGAACGAGAUGA
Messenger RNA from Penicillium waksmanii, 309 nucleotides. RefSeq lists its product as uncharacterized. NCBI's taxonomy places the organism in Eukaryota, Fungi, Ascomycota, Eurotiomycetes, Eurotiales, Aspergillaceae. The transcript is spliced from 2 exons. The record is from RefSeq and is a predicted model, not a curated record. Bases 1 to 309 code for a protein of 102 amino acids.